AUGGCUAUUAAUCCUGGUAUAUUAAUUGCUUUAACAAUAGUUUUAGCAACUAUCUUUUUAUUCCUCAAGAAAAAAAAAGGAACUGCUCCUUCCAAUUCAGCUUUAGGCGUAGUUGGACCCAAUGGAAAAUUGAAAGUUAUCCUUAAAGAAAGAUAAACUCUUUCUCAUGAUACCUUCAACUUUGUCUUUAAGUUACCUAAUGAAGAAUAGAUUUUUGGUGUUCCCGUUGGAAAUCACUACAUUAUUCAUGCUAAAGUGAAUGGUGAAGAUGUUAGCAGAAAGUAUACUCCUACUUCUGUAGUAAACCAAAAGGGCACUUUUGAAUAAGUCAUUAAAAUCUAUCGUCCAAAUGUUCAUCCUAGAUUCCCUGAAGGUGGUUAAUUGACUCCAUAUUUAGAAAAGCUUCCCAUUGGAUCUGAAGUUGAAAUUACUGGCCCUCAUGGUCAUUUAGAAUAUUUUGGAAAUGGUAAAUGUGUUAUAAAUAGAAAGUUGGAAAAUGGAAAAAUCCAAAAGAAAACUUUUAAAAAAAUGUACAUGGUAGCUGGUGGUACUGGACUUACUCCUAUGUAUUAGAUUAUUUAGCAAGUCUGCAACGACCCUAGCGAUAACACAGAACUUUACUUACUCUAUGCUAACAAAUCUGAAGAAGAUAUUUUGCUUAGAAAAGAACUUGAAGAAUAUGCUAAGGACAAAAGAUUCAAGCUUUUCUACACUCUCGAUACACCUCCUUAGGAAGGAUGGAAACACUUUGGUGGUUUUGUAACUGCUGAUAUGCUCAAGCAAUGCUUCCCAGAAAGAGAUGAUAAUAUACUUUGCUGUUCAUGUGGUCCAGUUCCUAUGACUAAUCUUGCAAGAAAACUUUUCUUAGAAUUAGGAUUUAAGGAAGAAAAUUAUUAUAAAUUUUGA
This is a messenger RNA of Tetrahymena thermophila SB210, 906 nucleotides long. RefSeq names its product oxidoreductase NAD-binding domain protein. Gene Ontology annotation, molecular function: oxidoreductase activity; FAD binding. The transcript is spliced from 7 exons. The record is from RefSeq and is a predicted model, not a curated record. NCBI's taxonomy places the organism in Eukaryota, Ciliophora, Oligohymenophorea, Hymenostomatida, Tetrahymenidae.